Molecule: messenger RNA, 6728 nt
Organism: Grammomys surdaster
Lineage: Eukaryota; Metazoa; Chordata; Mammalia; Rodentia; Muridae
Gene: Vps26b
Product: VPS26, retromer complex component B
Exons: 6
Coding region: 137-1147 (336 amino acids)
Biological process (GO): intracellular protein transport; retrograde transport, endosome to Golgi
Cellular component (GO): endosome; retromer complex
Source: RefSeq, a predicted model, not a curated record
CUUAGAGGAGCGGGGCUGCGGUGCGGCGUUCAGCUCGUUCCCGCAGCCGGCCCUCCGGCCUGCCUUCCCCGAAGGCAGCGCGCGCCUUGGAGGGAGGGAGCAGUCUGUGCCGACACCGGCGCGGCCAGACGGGGAGAUGAGCUUCUUCGGCUUCGGGCAGAGCGUGGAGGUGGAAAUCUUGCUGAAUGAUGCGGAGAGUAGGAAGCGAGCGGAGCACAAGACUGAGGACGGGAAGAAGGAGAAAUAUUUCCUCUUCUACGACGGGGAAACCGUCUCGGGGAAGGUGAGCCUAUCUCUGAAGAACCCCAACAAACGACUAGAGCACCAGGGCAUCAAGAUCGAAUUCAUUGGGCAGAUCGAACUCUACUAUGACCGUGGGAACCACCAUGAGUUUGUGUCUUUGGUGAAGGACCUGGCUCGGCCAGGAGAAAUCACCCAAUCGCAGACCUUCGACUUUGAGUUCACCCACGUGGAAAAGCCGUAUGAGUCCUACACAGGACAGAAUGUGAAGCUACGCUAUUUCCUUCGAGCCACCAUCAGCCGCCGCCUCAAUGAUGUUGUCAAAGAGAUGGACAUUGUAGUUCACACACUUAGCACAUACCCCGAGCUGAACUCAUCCAUCAAGAUGGAAGUUGGGAUUGAGGACUGCCUGCACAUUGAAUUUGAGUAUAACAAAUCCAAAUACCACUUGAAAGAUGUCAUUGUAGGGAAGAUCUACUUCCUGCUGGUAAGAAUCAAGAUCAAGCACAUGGAGAUAGACAUCAUCAAACGGGAGACAACAGGCACGGGUCCCAAUGUGUACCACGAGAACGACACAAUAGCAAAGUAUGAGAUUAUGGACGGGGCACCGGUCCGAGGUGAGUCCAUCCCCAUCAGGCUCUUCCUGGCAGGAUAUGAGCUCACACCGACUAUGCGGGACAUAAAUAAGAAGUUCUCUGUGCGCUAUUACCUCAACUUGGUGCUGAUAGAUGAGGAGGAACGGCGCUACUUCAAGCAGCAGGAAGUGGUGUUGUGGCGGAAGGGUGACAUCGUACGGAAGAGCAUGUCCCACCAGGCAGCCAUUGCCUCACAGCGCUUCGAGGGCACAACCUCCCUGGGUGAGGUGCGGAUCCCUGGCCAACUGUCUGACAACAACAGCAGGCAGUAGGCCCCUGAGGCCAAGAAGCUGCUGGGCUUCCACCACAGAACCCCCAUCUACCAAAAUACCAGCCACUGGGGGAGGGGGAAGAUGGUGUGAGGUUCAACUGGCCGUUACUUGCAACCUUGGAAACAAAUCAUGUUUUUUACUUAAAUUCUUUUCUCUGAAGAACCUAAGGGGCUUGGGUUGGGCAGCAGUCUCCCUGGGAUUCUGCAGCCUGGGUAGGGAUAAGGAGAGGAAACAUUCUGGAAGUGAGUCUCUUCCUUGGGAAUGAGCUAUGUGUCAAGACUGUCUCAAGCCUUAGAGCAGAGUUGAGAGCACACAUCCUUGGCUCCAGGUUCUCUGGGCUUCCUGAUACAGAAGCUGUGUGUGUCCUUGGCAUUUACCUGCCAGCAGGGCUUUGGGUAGUAAUAUCUUAUACUCCCUUCGACUGUUUUGAGGUAGUGACAAAAGUCUCUGGGUUUUUGGGCCUGUCUCAUCUAAGUUAGAAGAAGACUCAAGAUUAGGAAGCUACCUCUCUGGGUGUCCAGGACGUGGUGCUCAGAAGUUUCUACAGUCACCUCUGGCCUCUCACUACUGGGACCAGACCAUUCUCUUCAUCUUCUCUAGCUUGUCAGGAACUACACAGGAGCAGAAGCUUAAGGAAGGGUUGUGUCUGACUGUCCUCUCACUUGUGAGAAACAGGGCCACAAGAAGCCCUGAUGUGGUGUCACACAUGGAUGGCAAGGGGCUGAGGCAGGUCUCCUGUCGGGGAAACAUCAGGCAAGGCAACUGUUUGCCUUCACCACAUGACUCCACUUGGCAACACAGCAUCUGGGUUGUUCUAGGGAAUUAUUUUAAGUUAUCCAACAAGCCCUAAGCCCUAAGCCCUAUUUCCUUUAACUGAGAUCCCUAGAAGAGGCUGGGAUACAUUUGCCUCCUAAAGGAACACCAAGCAAAGGCUUCUGCCCUUUGAGACAUUACUCCUUGUCCUCUGCUUGAUUUCUGGAACUGGGCUUGGUUUUGGGCAUGUACAAGUUUUGUUCUUAUUCCCACCCAAACACUUUUAUCCCACUAUCCACAAUUAGUUAAAGGAGGAAGGGCCUCUGUGCAGGGCUCUGCUACCAUGACUUCAGAAUAAUUCUGCUUGCCAAAUGACAUCUGUCUUCACCAGUUCACUGACUCAAGUUAGGCCCACUAUUUUGUUUUGUUUUUAAUUUAAAAACAAAAUAGGAAAACUCUGGUGGAUGCUGUUAUACUAGAGAAGAGGCAGUUCUUUCUCCUGCUCUGUGCUUGGCCUGCAGGUAGAAAAGGGGUUGACUGUCUUUUCUACCUUGUCUGGAAAUGACUAGAAUUACCCUCUCCUGUUGGCUGUCCUCCUGUCUGAGAAAGAUUAAGCAGACCUUAUGUUCAACAAGUACAGUAUUCGCUGGUCUGUGUUCUUUGUAAUUUGGAAAGUAAAGGAUUUGUUCCUGUGUCAUCUUUGAGUUUGUGUAGAAAAUCGGGAAUCUUGCUGGGCAAUGGUGGCGCAUGCCUUUAAUCCCAGCACUUGGGAGGCAGAGGCAGGUGGAUUUCUGAGUUCGAGGCCAGCCUGGUCUACAGAGUGAGUUCCAGGACAGCCAGGGCUACACAGAGAAACCUUGUCUUGAAAAAAAAAAAAAAAGAAAAAAAGAAAAGAAAAUGGGGGAAUUUUGCAAUCUCUGGCUUUGACAGGGUGGGGCUGAUGGAGAAGAGUUCAGAUAAAAGACUUGGAAUGAUGGGGUAGGAGAGCUAAGGAAAGUAAAGCUGUCUCCAUGCCCGACCCCAGGUGUAGGUGUGACAUACAAUCCCCAUGGGCACAGGUCCGCCCAUUCAGCUGUCCUUGGCUGUCAGGGCUGGGCCCUAGCAUAUGAGGGAGGUAGGUUCUUGUGCUCUUAUGUUUUUCAGGGUAUGACACUAGACUCUGCUGUGCCUCCUUUUAAUAUCUUAUUUAAAAGCAUUUGUCAAUUUCUCUGCCUCCCAGAUGACAACACAAAAUCAUUUUCCAACUUUGCUAAUAUCAUAAGCCUUUCUUCUGAGAGAAGUAGAAGGUAGAAUAUGCUGUUUCAGGAGCUGUGCACAAGCCAAGUCUUGCUUUCUCUGACCCCUUUCCCUCUUCUCUGCCAACUGUGACAGUAUGGGGAGGCUCCCAUCCCCAUCCUUUAAGGUUUCUAAACCUGGAGUGCAUAGGUACUAAACCAGGCAGUGCAACUUGUAAUUAAGAAGCUGCAGUGUUUACAUGUUUCUUAAUGUGUUGUCUUUUCAAUGGCUGUAUUUUAAAAGAACAUUUGUUUUAAUGAUGUCUCUAAUUAAAAGAAGCUCUAUGGCUUUGGAGGCAUUGUGCCCAUGGUCCACCAGAUUCUGUGGUCUUUCCUUCUUAACACUGUCUCAUCUCUGACACAGUAUGCAGCAUGAUUUCAACACUGCCUUCUUUUUCACUGGAUGGUAAACAGUUGCAAACACUGUAUUAAACACUCCUUUUAGGCAAAUAUGGUCCAGUUCAGGUUUGUCUGGCAACUUGCCUGAAACCCCCUCAUGUUUUCCACUUUGGUGGGACAAAGACGACCAAAAGUAGCAUAGAAAAAUCAAGACGUAGGUUCAUUGAACAUUCAGAGAACAAAGGACUCAGUCCUACAUUUUGCUAUUUACUGCAUAACUACAGAGGUAGGGGCAGGUGAGAGUAGAGGUGCCUGCAUAUUCUAGCUGGCUAUUGGAACCAGGCUUGGAUGUAAGACACCUACAGUGGAGCAUCCCUCCAUACCCAACACAAGUUUAGAAGAAAACACUUCCAACCUUGUCAUUAAAUCUUUUAUUGGGAAAAUUAACAAACCACCCGUGCACCCGUGUUUAUGAUCCCAGGUAUAAACAGCAAGCUUUCUCCUUCUGUCUUAUAAAAUCUUGGCUUGUUCACGCCAUCAGUGGAGCCUUCUGAUUAACUUGGUUCUGUUUCCUCCAGGCUCAAAAUAAAAUCAAACUCUUCUACAAAAAAAAAGGGGGGGGGAGAAUAUGUGGUUGGGGUGAGACUAAGGUGUUUAUCAUCUCCUGCAUAGGGACGCUGAAGGGCAGUUCCCGCAGCUGUCAGCUGUCCAUGAAAACACUGGACUAUCUGGUACUGGGUAUCUGGUAUCUAUUCCUCGUGAGUGGCUCAAGUGAGGACACCACUCUCCAUGUUUAGGUCUUACCUUGAGUCAGAGGCUGAACUGAAAGUCUCUGUCGGGUGAAGAGAGUCAUGCUUUGUAAGGGGCCACCAGUAGCUUUGUGGGUUUGGUGAUAGGUUUUAAGCUCAUCCAGGGAGAUGAAGCGCUUCAUCAUUCGAACAAACUGUACAUCCACCUAUUCGAUAGCAUUGAAGGGAACAGAAACAUGUUCAGCCAGACUCAAUCCAGUCUUAAAGGGUGGGUCCACUAUGUUGCCUAGCCUGUCCUUGAAUUCCUGUCCUCGAAUCACUUUCAAGCCUCAGCCCACUGAGUGGCUACAACUACAGUCUUGCUUCUGUGUCCACCCAGAGUUUUUGCUAUUUGCAGGAAGUAUCUGGAAUUAGGGCUGCCAAUAUUCUGUUCUGAUAUCCCAAUUCAGCAAAACUUCAUCUAGCUGGUAGCUGGGCGGUGCUCCUUGACCUAACAGUACCACACACUCUUUUCCUCCUUUUGUCCACUCUGCCCUAUGAAAUAAGAACAGUUAUUACCAUCGACCAUUUAGGGUUGUCCUCUUUGCUGGAUGGGUCGUAAUGGGGAUUACUUCUCUCAAACUGUGUAUGGUCUGGGUAAGCCUCCUUUACAAUCUGAAAAUAAAAAAAUCCAAAAUCUUCAGUUAUUUUAGCUCCCUGCCCAAGUUUUUUUUUUUUUUAAUUAAAGAGUUAUUUAUUUUUACAUAAAAACAUUUAUAUACAUUGUUGCUAUCUUAAUAGACACCAGAAGAGGACAUCAGAUCCCAUUACAGAUGGUUGUGAACCACCAUGUGGUUGCUGGGAAUUGAACUCAGUGCUCUUAACUGCUGAACCAUCUCACCAGCCCCUGCCCAAGUUUUAAUAUGCAUCUAACUCUGACUUCUCCCCUUCCCCCUUCUCCCCUUCUGACCACUUUCCCUUGCCAUAGAGACAGCUGGUACUCUGGAAAUAACAGCCUCAGCAAGCAGAGCUAGGAAGGAAAUCCUAGAUGUACAAGAUUUCACAGUCAUGUUCUAAAACUAAGUUACUACUGGAAGCGUUUUUAUUUUCUCCCAGUUCCACACAGUUUUAUCCUGAAAACCUUAGUGAAGAGAAGCUACUUAAUGGAAACCUCAGAUAGUGAGAAGUAGUAGUCGGGCCUGAAAUGAAGGUCUUCCUAGUCUACCCUCUCACACAGGUGAUGGUCAGGGCUCGCUGUAACAGGCAGUGUGGGGUCGUUGUUGACUAUUUAAGCUGUUGGCCUUUCACAAAUAAAUCCCUGAAGGGAGGAAUCCAGGCUCGAAUGUGUGCGUCUAACCUUCAUAAGUCCAACAAUGCCUGGCUGUUUGCAGUUGCUAUGGUAGAAGAAGGCUUCAUCCUCCAAUUUCAUGGCCCUGAGGAAGUUCCGAGCCUGUGUCAAGGAAAAAACAAGGGUUACCCACUUAACGGCUGGGAAGAAAGCAAGUCUGUUUUUAUUAGAUGUUUAUUUCUAUUUUGCAGUUUCUCUCCGAUUCAUAAUGAAGUCUGUUCCUUUGUUGAGAGUCCUAGCCUUGUUCUGGGACACUAGCCAGAACCAAGCCACUAGCAGACUACAUGCUGUCAUAGUGAUUAUGAUAUUUCUGAAAACAUUUUCAGAUAGAGUUCAGGGAAAAGCAGUAUUGGCUAAAAGGCCCUGCUACUGCAGAUUGUGGUGGAGGCAGGCAUGUAUCCUAGUGUCAUUGGCUUCAGGGUUCCUGCACCUUGUUUCCUUACCUGAUAGUUGCGAACACCAUCCCAGCAAGCUGUCUGUUUAGGCUGUGCUUUGAGAUCCUCAAUGCUGAACUAGGCAAAAGAAAAUCGAGUGGCUCAUUACUAAAAAGUCAUUGACCAAUCGGUAAGCUUCUAGGAAACAAAAAGUUCUCUCCCUAAUCCUGAAAAGUGGUACAGGCUGUAAAGGAGCUAGGUAGGUUACUGGAAAUUAGUUCCAGGGAGUCACUGGUGUUGAAUGUGUAAGUAGCCUUGGGUUUUGCAUUGUGAGCUUUGCUCAUUAAGAUGAUUAGUUGAAUGGAUAAUAAAAGUCUGCUGGUCCCCUGUGUUUUGCUUAUUAAAGUACCAUAAUUCUCUAAUAUUUCUAUUUUCCUCAAGCUAGUGCUAAAAAUCAGCUUAUGUUCAGUACCUGAAUACAUGGCCACAUUGGUCAGGGAGACAUCUAGGAGCACGGCAAGUAGUAAGAAAAAUCGACCAACCAAGCAGUGCUGGGGUGGGGUGCACUCCUGUAACUCCCAACUCCAACCUCCUAAACCUGGGGGGCAAGGAGGAUCUUAACCCGGCUACUUCAGAAGUUAAGAGGCCAGCUUGGGCUACAUAGUUAGAUCAUCUUAAGAACACAUAACAGCAAAAUCAAACUAAGAUUGGCACUGGAAAACUGAACCAAAUGCCUGAUUUUAUAAAUAAAGUUUUACCUUUUAA